Talaromyces atroroseus is the source of this 3129-nucleotide messenger RNA. RefSeq lists its product as hypothetical. The coding region runs from base 1 to 3129 and encodes 1042 amino acids. Gene Ontology annotation, cellular component: membrane. Lineage: Eukaryota; Fungi; Ascomycota; Eurotiomycetes; Eurotiales; Trichocomaceae. The record is from RefSeq and is a predicted model, not a curated record. The transcript has 9 exons.
AUGAAGUCUGGAGAUCACUCUGUGGAUGUGAUCAUCGUCGGCGCUGGAGUUGGAGGCCUUGCGGUCGCGAAGACAUAUCUUGAGCUUUCUCCGGCCACCAAUCUCCUCCUACUCGAGAAGCGACCAACAUUGGGUGGAGUCUGGGCAGAGGAAAACUGCUACGAAGGACUCAAAACCAACAACCUCCAUGGCACAUACGAGUUCACCGAUUUCCCAAUGGAUACCAAGUACAAGGUACGUGAAGGGCAGCAAAUACCCGGCACGGUAUUGCACAAGUAUUUCAACGACUUUGCCGAUCACUUUGAUCUCCGCAAGCGCAUCAACUUCAACACUCAGGUGCUUGCAAUGGAGAAACUAGACAGGGGAUGGAAGGUCACGACUAUGAACGAAAAAGCACAGUCAGUGAUUUACGACUGCGACAAAUUAAUCAUCGGUACUGGGCUGGCCUCUAACCCGAACCCAGUCCGUAUCCGCGGUCAGGAAGACUUUGGAAAGCCUGUUUUUAACCAUUCCCGACUUCAAGAUCUGGGAUACCAAGUAGCAUAUGACCCCGAUGUGACAUCCGUCACUGUGGUGGGUGCGUCCAAGACGGGAUAUGACGCCGUUCAUCUCAUGGCGUCACACGGCAAAAAGGUGAACUGGGUGAUACGCGAGUCAGGAGGAGGCGGAGUAUGGAUGGCGCAUCCAUGGGUCAAGAUGGGAAAACUCGGGGAUUUUCGACUGGAAUACUUGGCCACCAUGCGCUUUUUCAGCUGGUUCAGCCCCUGCGUCUGGGGUGAUGCCGAUGGGUUCAGCUAUAUCAGAAGUGCCUUGCAUAAGACCCGCCUGGGCCGGUAUAUCGUGCACAAAUUUUGGGAGAGCAUGAGAAAUGAUAUUAUUGAAACAAAUGGGUAUAGGAAGGAAUCAGUACUAGAGCACCUGGAGCCGCAGGAAAGAAGACCACCUGAAUUGCUGACGCCCCAAGGCAGUCUGUUCUGGUCUGCCCGCGUGGGCAUUCUAAAUUAUCCGUCAGAUAUUCAUGAAUAUCUGCGUACAGACCAAGUGAAAAUCAUCAAGCAGGAUAUUGAUCAUUUAUCUAGUUUGGGGAAUGUCCAUUUUGCCAAUGGCACCACCAUCCAAACUGAUGCUUUGAUCGCGAUUACAGGCUGGAAUCUUGCUCCGAGCAUCAAAUAUCAGCCUGAUGGGUUAGAUGCUGAGCUCGGAGUUCCAAGUCUUCUCAGCUCCGAGACAGCUAAACAGCAGUCUCUCUGGAAUGGCCUUAAUAAGAUUGCAGAUGAAACCAUUCUUCGCCAGUUUCCAUACCUCGCCUGUCCUCCCGAAAUGAAAAUACCUUACAAGCAACUUCUCAGUCCCUUCAGGCUGUUCCGCGGCGUCGCACCACCAAAUCUCGCAUCCCAGUCUGACUACUCUCUUGCGUAUAUUAAGAGGGUCCACAGCACCAGUAAUAUGAUUAUUGCGGAAGUCCAGGCGCUGUGGAUCUAUGCGUUCCUCAAUGGUAAGCUUGACCUCGACAACAAGGAUAUUUACCACCAGACUGCUUUGUUGAGCCGCUUUGGAAAACACCGCUACCCAUGUGGCUUUUCAGCUUGGUACCCGGAGUUUGCGUAUGAUGCCAUCCCGUACGCAGAUAUGCUGUUGAGGGACCUGGGGAAUCACCCGAGAGUGGAUGGCGAAGGAAGACAAAAAGGCAAAGAAAGCUGCCUGAAAAAUGAUAGCAAGUUCAAGAGAGAGAAAUGUCUCUGGAAUGACUCAUUGUAUUCUUGGAGUACUUCGAGCUCACUUUGGAAGGCUCAAAGUUUCUACCAAACCGCCACUGUGGCUUCUUCUACGGAAAACGCGCGCUUGUAUGAUGAGGCCCCGGGUCGAGGAAGCUUGUUUCAGCAUCAAAUCCAGGAUCCGGACGACUUCGAAGAUUGGGAAGAAGACGAAGACGACUACGGCAAUCAUAGCGGCACAAUGACCUCCCGUUCGCCUUUUGACCGGCGCAAUCAAACCGAUGCACACUCUCAGCAACCAUUGCUGAAGGAAGAUGAUCCGCACCGCCAAUCAAAUACCUUUGCCGAAGCUGACGACGGACUUCUCGCGCGGCCGCAGAUGUCUCGCAGAUCAACAUUUCGCAGUCGAACGCCGGACAUUGUUGAAGACAAGAACUUGACUCGCCGUAAAUACAUAUUGGCCUCGGGAUUUCUGGUGCUGAGUUUGAUUAGUUUCGUGAUCCAGACGGAGACUGCGGUGUACAUCCAACAUGAGCUUCAUUGGGACAAGCCAUAUUGUAUGCUAUACUUGACACACGGCUCUUGGUCGCUACUAUGGCCUUUUCAGCUUCUCAUCUUGCGAAUUCAGAAACGAAAAUUGUCCUGGGACGCAUUCUGGCGGAGACAUGUGUCUUUACUACGCACAACAGCACAAAUGGUUGAACGGCAGGACCUUCACCUAUCAUCCCGCAACGAUCCUCGAUCUCCGGUUCCCUACAUGCUGAAAACAACGGUUUUCAUAACGACCGCGUUGACUGUUGCCGGAGCUAUUGUUGGUGUUCUGGUCGUCGCCUACGGAGAUUCGGGCCCAGAAGAAGGAGAAGGCACAGGUACCGCUGACAAUCGCACACUUGGAAAUAUUGUGAUUGGCGUUGGAAGUGUUCUAUAUGGAUUAUACGAAGUGCUAUAUAAGAAACUGGCUUGUCCUCCGGAAGGAACCAGCCCUGGUCGAAGCACGAUUUUCGCCAAUACUGUGGGAAGCUUGAUUGGAUCUUUCACCUUGCUCGUACUAUGGAUUCCUUUGCCCAUCCUACAUUGGCUGGGAUUGGAAACAUUUCGCUGGCCUACUGGUGAGGCGGCAUGGAUGCUUCUGAUUUCUGUUCUUGCAAAUGCUACCUUCUCCGGUUCGUUCCUGGUCUUGAUGUCCUUGACUUCGCCUGUUCUGUCGUCCGUUGCGGCGUUAUUGACGAUUUUCCUUGUGGCCAUCGUGGACUGGCUACGUACUGGCAAGCCGUUGUCUUUUGCGGCUCUGUCGGGCGGCGUUCUCAUCAUUAUCGCGUUCGUCUUGCUGAGCUACAGCACGUAUAGAGAGCUCGACGAAGAGCGGAAACGGCGUUUGGUAGAGGAGGGACCAGACUCGGACAGCGACGACUAG